Messenger RNA from Thlaspi arvense, 520 nucleotides. NCBI's taxonomy places the organism in Eukaryota, Viridiplantae, Streptophyta, Magnoliopsida, Brassicales, Brassicaceae. The record is from the annotation of a GenBank genome assembly.
CGAUGGUGUAUGAGCAAAAUAACAGAAAUCCUUUUUAUACCUUCUUUUGUUUUCUCGAAUUAAACAUUUUGGACGGAAAACAAAACAAAAAAAUCAAAUAAGAAAAUGGCAGCUAACAAGGUUGCUUUCUUGUUGGUUCUUUGCCUAUGUGUUCUCUCAACCGCAGAGUUUGGAGUAGCCCAAAUCCAAACGGGAAGAAAAUGCCGAGAUCCAGACGGCGUUGACAAAAAUGGGGAUUGUCAAGGCUACUGUAGACAUAGAAUGGGUUUUCUCGGUGGCUCUUGCAUAGGCUACAGAAAUCAUUUUAUGUGUGAGUGUUAUGAUAGAUAACAAAGAUCUCACUGAUUUAAAUUCCAACUCAAAUAAUAUUGUAUCUCUUCUUUUCGAUUCUUGUUAUCGUCAACUCAAAUAUAUGACUGAUUUUAAUAAAUUCCAACUCAAAUAAUAUGUAUCUCUUCUUUUGGAUACUUUUUUUUUUGUUUUUUUGCCAUCGUAAUAUAAAUAACAGCUAGUGGGAUUC